This is a messenger RNA of Carassius gibelio (silver crucian carp), 3554 nucleotides long. RefSeq lists its product as uncharacterized. The record is from RefSeq and is a predicted model, not a curated record. Lineage: Eukaryota; Metazoa; Chordata; Actinopteri; Cypriniformes; Cyprinidae. The transcript is spliced from 2 exons. Bases 829 to 2343 code for a protein of 504 amino acids.
GCGCUUCCUAGUAGAUCUCUCGGAUCAGCGCUACCCGCCGCUUCCACUGGACUGCCCUUCUUCCCCCCAGCAGCUGCUGUCUCUCCUCAUCUGCGCGCUCAAAUCCUGUCAGGUAACGACAUAACUUGGUUAAAAUAUUGCUAUGUGCGGAAACUAAUGAGAGAAGGAUUGUGGAUUGCGGAGACAUAUCUGUCAUUCUUAAAGAUAAUGAUCCAAGACUUACCAAAAGUUUAACCAUGGCAGAAUUCAAUGUUGCUUUCGGAGUGUUCAGAGACAUUAUCUGUGAAGAGUAUCCAGACAGGAGGAAGGAAUUAGACACCUAUUUAGCUAUUUAUCGGAUCUCGCUAUGUCUUACGGAGCCACACUAUUCUAUGAAUAUCACAAAUCUGUCUCAUCCAAAGCCGCUAUGUACAUACACUGCUUCAAUCAGAAACUGGACUGGUCCGUGGUCGAUCUAGCUCUCAUCAGCAGACAUUUUACAGGCCAUCGAGCAUUGUCAUGCUCCCUCUGUAGUUCGUUAUCCCACUCAGCUUCUCUCUGCCCCAAGACCGCGUCAUCCUACGAUAGCGCUCCGGCGACAGGACAGGUGAAGCCUGGAAGACAAACCCCUGUUUGUUUCAAUUUCAACGAGAAUGUUUGUACUCGUUAUAACUGUAAAUAUUUCCAUGCUUGCAGCUACUGUGGGAACAGCCACCCGAGGUUUUCUUGUCCACGACGCACAAAAUAUUUAAAACAGAAAUAAACACUCCAGUGAACACUAAAGAGCUAUCCAAAGCUCUGGGAAGGCAUCCAAAUCGCUGUUUCGUGUCUUACCUCAUUUUUGGGCUCAUGCACGGGUUUCUAGCCGGUCUUUCCAAUAUGCCAACCUUCUCAUUUAUCUGUAAAAAUCUCCAGUCAGCUAUCAAAGAUCCCCAGGCCGUAGACGAUCUCAUGGAUAAAGAAUUAGAGAAGGGGUACAUGAUCGGACCUUUUGAUCAACCUCCUUUCAAAUUGUUUCGCAUUAACCCUUUAGGAGUCGCAGUGAGGAAAUAUCCGGGCAAAAAACGAUUAAUUAUUGAUUUAUCCGCUCCCCACUCCACUGUAGGGGUUCCUAGCAUUAACAGUUUAAUUCCCUCUGAACCUUUUUCCCUGACUUAUUCUACAGUGGAUAACGCAAUUAAACUCAUUAAAUUAGCCGGCAGAGGAGCGUGGCUCAGCAAAGCAGAUAUCACCGACGCCUUCAAAAUCAUGCCCCUACAUCCCUCUCAGUGGCACCUUUUCGGGGUCAGGUGGCGAGAAAAAAUUUAUUUUUCAGUAAGACUGACCUUCGGGUGUGAAAGCAGUCCAAAGAUAUUUGAUACACUAUCGGAAGCACUUUGCUGUAUCCUGCUAAAUAAUUUCAAACUACCAUUUGUUCUUCACCUGCUGGAUGACUUCCUGCUGAUAGACUUUCCAGAUGCCAACCCAUUGCGCAGCAUUAAUUCCCUGGUCAAAGCAUUCAACAAAUUCGGCAUUCCUCUCGCAGAGGAAAAAACAAAAGGCCCUUUUCACGUACUCGAUUUCGUGGGCAUCACGCUAGAUUCAGUAAAAAUGCAAGCGUCUCUUCCGCUAGACAAACUAGAAAGGAUUAGAGGGUUCAUUAGAACUUAUUCCUGUUCACCUACCCUAACAAAAAGGUAUCUUCUUUCCCUGUUGGGCCAUCUCAAUUUUGCCAUGAGGAUUAUUCCCCAAGGUCGUUCCUUCAUUUCCAGACUUUUAGACCUGUCUAAAACAGUAGAGAGUAUGCAUGCUACGGUUACGUUAGACGAAGGAUGCAGGUCCGAUUUAAAAUUCUGGUCAAAACUAUGCAACAAUUGGAACGGUAUUUCCUUUUUCUACGACGAUGAGAUCGAAUCUUCAGUUAAACUACAGUUCUUCACCGACGCAGCUCCUUCCGUCGGGUUCGGGGGAAUUUUUAAUAAUCAAUGGUUCGCAGAAAGAUGGCCAAAAGAACUUAAAGAACUGGCUCCCUCUAUACAGUCGACAGCGCUUUUGGAAAUAUAUCCUAUAGUGAUUGCUUGCUUAUUAUGGGCAGAUCAAUGGUCUAGAAAAAGCAUCCUCGUGUUUUGCGAUAACGAAGCUGCAGUCAAUAUCAUCAACAAGGGUCGCUCAUCCGUGCCUUUCAUUAACCGCUUUAUCAGGCGUUUAACCUGGAUCUCAAUCAUGAACAAUUUUACUAUUAAAGCUGCUCAUAUACCUGGGCUGGAUAAUAAAAUAGCUGACUCUUUGUCUUGGUUUAAUUUCCAGGAAUUCAGACGCCUGUGUCCGGGAGCUUCUCCUUCACGGCUGGGCUGCCCGAACUUCAGUCAAACAAUCCUAGGAUGAAUACACUAUUGAAAAAAUAUCUUAAUUCGUCCGCACUCUACAUGAGAGCAGGGCUAGCUAAAACAACACUCAAAACCUACGACUCGGCGUGGUCGUCUUUUUCAGAUUUCUGCAAAGCGUUCUCGGUGCCUAAUCUUCCAGUUAACAUAUCAAUCGUAUGCGCCUUCAUUACGCACUGCUUCGAAUCCAGGAAACUUAAGCCUUCCACCAGAUAUUAAUAUCAGGUAUCCAAUUUCACAUUAGAUGUUUAGAUCCCUCCUCUCUAAGCCUGUUACAAAAUCCUUCUAUAUGCCUUCUCCUCAACGGAUUAAAAAAGGAAAGCCCAGCAAUUCCCGACAAACGACUACUGCUCUCUCGCGCGCAGGUGCACACAAUGGUAGAUAAAUUAAGAUCAGGUCUGUUCACUCCGCACUCAAACCUGCUUUUAGAAGCAGCAUUCCUCACCGCCUUCUAUGGAUUUCUCAGAGGAGGGGAAUUCACGAUCAACUCCAAAAAUUUCGACCCCUCUCACGAUCUCACAAUCGAUGAUAUAACAUUCCACACUGAUCAUUUCUCCAUUUAUCUGAAACAUUCAAAAACAGACAGAGAUCGUAACGGGAGUACCAUUAGUAUUUCUAAAACUAACGAUGGAUAUUGCCCCCUCUUAGCUAUGAACCGGCUGUUAAGCUCACGCAGUAAAUCCUAUCAUACAGAUCCUCUUUUUAUCACGGACAAAGGAGAAGCCAUGUCCAAGCCUUGGUUUGCCUCACGUCUCCGAACCACAUGCCUACUUUGCGGCAUGGACCCCGCGCUUUACACCAGCCACUCUUUUCGCAUUGGCGCGGCCACCACCGCAGCUUCCAUAGUCUCCAUACCCAUGCUCAAAGCCAUGGGUCGGUGGUCCUCUUCAGCGUAUCCACGUUACAUUAGGCCUACAGCUCAGGACGUCAUAUCAGCACAAAAAGCCUUGAGCAACUCUAAUUAAUAAAAAAAAAAACAUCAGGAAAAGGGGCUGCUGUUUUCUUUUGCCGCGAUACCUGAGGGGGCCGCUGUUAUCCCUCAAGCGAGGGACGAACUCCCCCUCAGAAGAAAGGGACCUGCUGUUCUCUCCAGCUGGAGAGAACACCCUUUGCCGCUUUAGUUGCGGGGGACCGCUGUUCAUUCCACAGCAGAGGAUGAACACCCCUGCUACUUUAAUGGAGAUGGAGAAGUUGAAUAUGGAGGAGAGAUAU